AUGGCAGCUGACUCAGAGCCUCAGAUCGACAAGAUCGAGCCCUCUGCCCCAACGAAAAUCCCAUACUGGCGCUUGGUCUUUGAUCAGGGCGUCGUCACGCAAGAGAUCAUUGAUCACACAUACCCCGGUUCAGGAACAGAUGAGGACCCCUUUGCAGUAACAUGGAUCCCCGAUGACCCUCGCAAUCCCAUGAACUUCAGCGAGGUGAAGAAAUGGACUUUUACUAUGCUUGUGGCCAUCGCAACAUUGGCUGUUUCACUAGUAUCAUCUGCCUAUACCGGCGGUAUUCAAGAGAUCAUGAUGCAGUUCAAUAUCGGGCAAGAGCUUGCCACUCUUGGUGUUUCACUUUUCGUUCUCGGUUUCGCCAUCGGACCAUUGCUCUGGGCCCCACUAAGUGAGCUGUUUGGUCGCCAAGUCCUGUUCAUUACCACCUAUGCCGCCCUCACAGCUUUCAAUGCCGGUGUCGCAGGUUCUCAGAAUGCCUGGUCUAUAAUCAUCCUUCGGUUCUUCGCCGGUUCCUUUGGAUCUUCGCCUUUGACCAACGCAGGUGGUGUCAUUGCGGAUAUGUUUCCCGCUAAGCAGCGAGGUGUCGCCAUGAGUCUGUUCGCCGCUGCACCUUUCCUCGGCCCUAUCAUUGGCCCCAUCGCUGGUGGAUUCAUUGGUAUGAGUGACGGUGGCUGGCAAUGGGUCAUGGGUUUCCUUGCCGUCUUUGCUGGUACUGUUUGGAUUAUAGGCUCUCUGACGAUCCCUGAGACCUAUGCGCCCGUGCUUCUCCGCCGCCGUGCGGAGAGGCUCUCAAAGCUGUCGGGCAAGGUCUACCGGAGUAAGCUUGAAAUCGACCAAGGCAAGGUCUCUCUCAAGGAGUCGUUCAAACUGUCACUCUCCCGCCCUUGGGUUCUUUUGUUCCAGGAGCCUAUUGUGUUCUUGCUAUCUCUCUACAUGGCUAUUGUUUACGGUACCUUGUAUAUGAUGUUUGCCGCUUUCCCUAUUGUCUACCAGCAGUCCCGCGGCUGGAACCAGGGUGUUGGUGGCCUUGCCUUCCUCGGUAUCAUGAUCGGCAUGUUGAUUGCCGUCGCCUACUCGCUCUGGGACAAUAAGCGCUAUAUCGAGGUAACCGAUAAACAUAAUGGCUUCGCACCACCGGAAGCACGUCUCCCGCCCUGCCUCGUCGCAUCCGUCGCAAUCCCAAUCGGUCUAUUCUGGUUCGCAUGGACCAACUAUCCCUCAAUCCACUUCAUGGUCAGCAUUGCAGCUGGCGUCCCCUUUGGCUUCGGAAUGGUUCUUGUCUUCCUCAGCAUCAUGAACUACCUCAUUGACUCCUACACCAUCUUCGCUGCCUCCGUGCUAGCUGCCAACUCCGUCAUCCGUUCGCUCUUCGGUGCUGCCUUCCCUCUCUUCACCACCUACAUGUAUCAGAACCUGGGUAUCCACUGGGCAUCGUCGAUCCCGGCUUUCCUAGCGCUCGCCUGCGUGCCAUUCCCAUUCUUGUUCUACAAGUACGGUCCCGCGAUCCGCACCCGUUGCAAGUUCGCCGCCCAGUCCGAUGCGUUCAUGCGCAAGCUCCAGGAACAGGUCACUACAGCGCCGGCGGAAGAGGAGAAAGUGGAAUACGACCGCACAGAGGCUCCUGUGCCCGAAGGCUCGCUCUCCAGCGAGUCCCAGGACGGUGUUGAAGAACUCCCUUCUACGGAGCGCAUUCGCAGCCAUGCGCACUCUGUUGCUUCCACUCGCACUGCUGGCUCGUUGGCUCGCUCGGUUACCUAUGAAGGAAAUCCUUACGACAUUGACCGUGUCCACACUCGUGACUCCUUCAAAUAG
Penicillium mononematosum is the source of this 1818-nucleotide messenger RNA. Its product is annotated as MFS transporter. The coding region runs from base 1 to 1818 and encodes 605 amino acids. Lineage: Eukaryota; Fungi; Ascomycota; Eurotiomycetes; Eurotiales; Aspergillaceae. The transcript is spliced from 2 exons. Gene Ontology annotation, biological process: transmembrane transport. Gene Ontology annotation, molecular function: transmembrane transporter activity. The record is from RefSeq and is a predicted model, not a curated record.